Myotis davidii is the source of this 399-nucleotide messenger RNA. RefSeq names its product polymerase (DNA-directed), epsilon 4, accessory subunit (gene POLE4). Gene Ontology annotation, cellular component: nucleus; epsilon DNA polymerase complex. The record is from RefSeq and is a predicted model, not a curated record. Lineage: Eukaryota; Metazoa; Chordata; Mammalia; Chiroptera; Vespertilionidae. Bases 1 to 399 code for a protein of 132 amino acids. Gene Ontology annotation, molecular function: protein heterodimerization activity. The transcript is spliced from 4 exons.
AUGCCACAGACGCGCAGCCUGCAGCCUGCGUCAGGAGUGCGUCCCCCUUCUGGGCUCCAGCGCAGCUUCGCAGAUAUUUUAGGAAAGUUAAUUGGGGAGGGAGCGGCCCCGCAGCCGCAAGCUCCGACGAGUGCGCCCGGGGCCCGUCUCUCGAGGCUGCCUCUGGCGCGAGUGAAGGCCUUGGUUAAGGCGGACCCUGAUGUGACGCUCGCGGGACAGGAAGCCAUCUUCAUUCUGGCACGAGCCGCGGAACUGUUUGUGGAGACUAUUGCGAAAGAUGCCUACUGCUGCGCUCAACAAGGAAAGCGGAAAACCCUCCAGCGGAGAGAUUUGGAUAAUGCGAUAGAAGCUGUGGAUGAAUUUGCUUUUCUGGAAGGUAAGAUCUCUAUCAGUGGGUAA